UGUCAGCUUGACAACACCCUUAAAACCUUCUACUGAUGCCCUUGACUAACACGCGUGAGUCCGCUCAGCGCUUGUGAAUUAGUCCUGAACCGGUAGCUCGCUAAGCCAACGAGCUACAUUAAUAGAGGACGUGAGCUGAACCUGGCGGGAUAUCUCCUCGCUUCAGUCUACCUUCAGUCUACCAGGCUGCUGCACUUUGACCUGAGAGCCGGUUGAGCUCAGAUAAAAUGUCCGCUGGCACUAAGGCGCUGUCGUUGUUGGUGCAGCGGUGUGUCGCAGUGAGACAGCUCACGUUGUCGGCAGGGAGGAAAACAAGCGGCGACGUGUUUUCGGGCAGGUGUGGGAUCAUUCAGCAGCGAACAUGGACAUCAACAACCCGGACAGUGUGUCUGCCGAGACUCCGUCAGCUUCAGUCCUUAAUGAAAACCAGCCAGUCCGGCUUCUGUAGCAAGGCAGAAACACCUUUUGAUGAUGAAUACCCACCGCUGCCGGACUAUCAGCUUGAUCCCGAACCGUUGAAGAAGGAGGUAUACAUCAUGCAGGUGAGAGGUUUACCGUGGUCGUGCUCGGCUCAGGAACUCCUGCAGUUCUUCUCAGAGUGUAGGAUCCGUGACGGGGUGAAUGGGAUCCAUUUAGUUGUGGAUAAAAUAGGGAGGCCAAUGGGACAAGCUUUCAUCGAGCUUGAGCAUGAGGAGGAUGUCAACAAAGCUCUGGAUAAGCACCGACAGUUCAUCGGUUCACGCUAUGUUGAAGUGUAUGAAGUGACAAACAGAGAUGCUGAAGAAAUCCUGAAGAAACGAUUCGAUACUGAAGUUUGUGAACAGGUGGUGCGGCUCAGAGGUCUCCCCUUCAGCUCUACUGAGGCCGACAUCGUUCAUUUUUUUUCAGGUUUGGAUAUAAUAGAGAAUGGGAUCACCUUUGUCAAAGACUACAGCGGAAUGAGAAACAGUGGAGAGGCCUUUGUGGUAUUUUCUACUCAAGAAGCAGCGGAUGAAGCUCUGCAGAGAGACAGAGGUCUCAUCGGAAACCGAUACGUUGAGGUGUUUCCCAGCAAAAGCAGCGAGAUUGUUUCAAAAAAAACGUCAGCUCCUCCUCAGCCCAGCCCUCCUAGAACGACCAGGAGGCCUGCCUCACCGAUCAACACACCUCGACCUCAUAGUAGCUCGCCCCCCCAUUCUCUCUACAUCCUUAUGAGAGGACUUCCUUUCGGGGCUACCGGAGAAGACAUUGUUGGGUUCUUCUCUCCUAUUGCUGUGUCCAAGAUCCUGAUUGAACACGGCCCACAGGGCAACCCGAAUGGAAAGGCCAUGAUUUACUUCAGCUGCCACCAGGAUGCCAUAGACGCCAUGUCCAGAGACCGAGAGUAUAUGGGAGAAAGGUACAUCCAGUUAUUCCUGAAAACUGGACCAGAAUAGAAGGUAGAAGGUGAAUGGCGACACAAAGAUGCCAAACACAUAAACAAGACUAUUGUAUUCAUUUUCCAGCCUGCCUCGUAGACCAUACAAUAAAACAUCCCUGUUGUCAAAAGAGAAACGGCCUUUUGUCUCUCCUCCUCUCGCUACUUAUAAUAAAGUUGUAUUCUGCUCUGUAAUGUUAGUAAAGGUUAUUAAUGUUAAAACAUGCCUCAAAAUGCAUUUUUCUCUUGACACCCACUAAGAGAAUUCCUGUAAUGUGAAGACGCGGGGUACCUAAGAGCCAGGACACUCUACAAUAAUGUCUCAUGUUAAUUUAUUGGCUAUAUAAAUAAACAUGCAAUCAAUUUGUCUUAACAGCA
Messenger RNA from Dicentrarchus labrax (European seabass), 1774 nucleotides. It is a transcript of the gene grsf1, whose product is annotated as G-rich RNA sequence binding factor 1. Gene Ontology annotation, molecular function: RNA binding. The transcript has 10 exons. Bases 228 to 1415 code for a protein of 395 amino acids. Lineage: Eukaryota; Metazoa; Chordata; Actinopteri; Moronidae. Gene Ontology annotation, cellular component: nucleoplasm; ribonucleoprotein complex. The record is from RefSeq and is a predicted model, not a curated record. Gene Ontology annotation, biological process: regulation of RNA splicing.